Molecule: messenger RNA, 1518 nt
Organism: Aspergillus melleus
Lineage: Eukaryota; Fungi; Ascomycota; Eurotiomycetes; Eurotiales; Aspergillaceae
Exons: 5
Coding region: 1-1518 (505 amino acids)
Biological process (GO): iron ion transmembrane transport
Cellular component (GO): membrane
Molecular function (GO): iron ion transmembrane transporter activity
Source: RefSeq, a predicted model, not a curated record
AUGUCAUUACCCUCGGGGGACCCGGACCCCGACACAGCAGAACGCCCGCUGCUCCAGCAUGAUUCCGAUCGCAAUGACAGCGGGUCGGCAGUGGCUGGUCCGCAAUCGGCCGUAACACGCCGAAUCUACAUCUCGCAUUUGCUUUCUACCUGGAAUUCUCGCGUGUUUGAGUUCGGGUCUAUCUUGUACCUGGCCUCGAUCUUUCCCAAUACUCUGCUGCCCAUGUCAGUCUAUGCGCUCGCGCGAGGGAUCGCAGCCAUCCUCUUGGCUCCGGCGGUUGGACAUUACAUCGACACCGGAAACCGUCUGGCCGUCGUGCGGUUUUCUAUCGUGGCUCAGCGUGUGGUUGUGGCCGCGUCCUGCGCAGUGUUCUGGAUCCUGGCAAGAGGGGACCUGAGCCUGCGGGCGUUGAUGCCGUGGCUGCUGACACUUUUGGCGCUGCUCGCUUGCGUCGAAAAGCUUUGUUCCGUCAUGAAUACGGUCUCGGUUGAAAAAGACUGGGUUGUGGUCGUUGCUCAAGGCGAUGAUCUCACGCUUCGAGCGCUCAAUUCGCAGAUGCGCCGCAUCGACCUCAUCUGCAAGUUGGUCGGACCGUUAAUCAUCGGCCUGGUCGACGGCCUGUCCACUGAGACUGCCAUCAUCGUGAACUUUGCCAUGAACAUGGCAUCGGUCCCGGUCGAAUAUUACGCCAUUGCUAAAGUCUACCACACAGUGUCUGAUCUACAGCAGCCGAGGCAGCCCUCCGGAGACGUCGACAGCGAUGCCGACCCAUCCCCACGACCCUCGUCGAUCAUCAGUCGGGUCGCGGGGGCCAUCCGUGCGUUUUUCCGACAAUUGCGCUUUUACUUUGGGCACCGAGCUUUGCUUCCGUCGUUCGCCGGAGCGCUUUUGUACUUCACGGUCUUGACAUUUGGCGGCCAAAUGGUCACCUACUUGCUGUCGGCCGGCUACAGUUCCAUGGCCAUCAGCAUCGCCCGGACGGUGUCCGUAGGAUUUGAAAUUUCCGCCACGUGGAUUGCACCGGCCGUGACGGCGCGUAUCGGCCCCAUCCGGAGCGGUAUCUGGUUUGUCAGUUGGCAGCUGUGCUGUCUGGCGGCGGCCGUGUCGGCCUUUUGGGUCGCGGAGUCGCCCAUUUGGGCGGCUUCCAGUCUGGUGGGAGGGACGAUGCUAAGCCGCGUCGGACUGUGGGGCUUAGAUCUCUCGGUGCAGAUCAUCGUGCAAGAGGAGGUGGAACCAGCCUACCGAGGCAGCUUCUCGUCGGUGGAGGCAGCCUGGCAGAAUGCAUUUGAGCUGUGUUCGUACGCCACCACCAUCCUGUUCUCUCGACCCGAUCAGUUCCACUGGCCUGUCGCCAUCAGCUGCGUCGCUGUCGCGAUGGCCGGGGGGAUGUAUGCGGGAUUUGUUCGCAUGCGGCGCGGUCAUCUGUUCCAUCCUCCGCCCUGCAUCGCCAUGCUGGACAAGCGAACGCGGCCGAGGUAUGAACACCUCUCGAGUCCAAGAACUAUCGGCCCUGUGUAG